GUGGAGUAUAUGGUUGAGAAGGAAAAUAAGUUCAUAUUCAAUGCAGCAUUUUAUGCUGAGGUAAAUUUGCAUAUGCAUGAUAAGCUGGAACAGAUGUCUAGUAAUUUUGAAGAAGACAUGGAUAUGCAAAUCAUUCAGCCUGGUGAUAUGUCGGAAGAGGAGUUGAAAGCAUAUGAUGGUACAGAUCCUAGGAAGCCUGUUCUUAUGGCGAUCAAAGGUCAGAUAUAUGAUGUAUCAUCAUCCAGGAUGUUUUAUGGAGCAGGUGGUACUUAUGGAGAGUGGAGUGGGAAAGAUGCUAGUAGAGCCAUUGCAAAAUUCAGCUUUGAAGAGGAAGAUUUGAACAGCGAUCUCACUGGUUUAGGGAAGGUUGAGCUCGAGGCCUUAGAGGAUUGGGAAAUCAUGUUCAGGAGUAAGUAUGUUAAGGUUGGAUCCAUCAAAGAUCCAAAGAAAAAUCUGCCUGCUUGGAUCUAUCAAAUAUUCAAAGAGAAAUCUGACUACUAUAAAAACUCACAUAGAACACGCCAUAUGGAACCCCGUUUUUGGGAAAAUCAGGUUUUAUUAUAUUGA
Lactuca virosa is the source of this 567-nucleotide messenger RNA. NCBI's taxonomy places the organism in Eukaryota, Viridiplantae, Streptophyta, Magnoliopsida, Asterales, Asteraceae. The record is from the annotation of a GenBank genome assembly.